GCGCAAUUGACGAGAGCCAAAGAGAUGGAUUUGUAAAGCCGCCCCGCGAAACGACGCCGUUUGCCUCUCUCGCUCGUGUCCCAGCUUACGCGCCCUAUUUAAUCUAGCUGGUUUGGCACGAGCAGCAAUCUGUCCCUCCCUCCCUUCCUCCCAUCUCUUCUUCUUUGUGCCCCACCACCCGCAUAUAUAAGUCCGACCCUCUCGCCGCUGGCCACCUCAACUACUCCCUCCAACUACCUACUACAUACCUACGCAUUUUCCAACUUCAACCACCGCCAUGUCCGAGCACAACUACAAGUUCAACAUCACCAUGACCUGCGGCGGCUGCUCCGGCGCCGUCGACCGCGUCCUUAAGAAGCUUGAUGGCGUCAAGUCGCACACCGUCAACCUCGAGGGCCAGACCGCCGAGGUCGUCGCCGAGCCCUCCCUCGACUACGCCACCGUCCUCAACACCAUCAAGAAGACGGGCAAGAAGGUCAACACCGGCGAGGCCGACGGCCAGCCUCAGGAGGUUUAG
Aplosporella prunicola CBS 121167 is the source of this 517-nucleotide messenger RNA. RefSeq lists its product as uncharacterized. The transcript has 2 exons. Gene Ontology annotation, biological process: copper ion transport. Bases 278 to 517 code for a protein of 79 amino acids. Gene Ontology annotation, molecular function: copper chaperone activity; metal ion binding. Gene Ontology annotation, cellular component: cytosol. The record is from RefSeq and is a predicted model, not a curated record. Lineage: Eukaryota; Fungi; Ascomycota; Dothideomycetes; Botryosphaeriales; Aplosporellaceae.